GAACGCUUGGUCAAAAGUACCAGUCGAUUAACAACAGUCUCGAGUUACUGUUCGAUCUAAAAGUUGUAUUUUUCCGAGAAAAAUAAAUCCCUCGUAAACAUGUACAAGCUCGUACUUCUCGCACUCGCCGGAUGCGCAAUGGCCGCACCUGCACCCAAGCCCGGCUUCCUCGCUGCAGCGGCUCCGGUCGCAGUUGCUCCGGUAGCCACGAGCUACGCCAACACUUACAAAGUCUCGUACAACGCUGCUCCAGUUGCCUACACCGCUCAUGCAGCUCCACUCGCCUACGCUGCGCAUGCUGCUCCAGUCGCCUAUGCCGCACACGCAGCUCCAGUCGCAUAUGCCGCACACGCAGCUCCUCUGGCCUACGCCGCCCACGCAGCUCCAGUUGCCUACGCCGCUCAUGCUGCCCCACUCGCGUACGCCAGCUACGUUCAUUAAGGAUUCCCAGACAACGCAAUCCUCAACAAUUCCACUUUUGUAUUCUCAUCGACCCCCGAUCUUUUGUGAAUAAAAAUAUCAAAUCUUCCGUUCAAACGUAA
Molecule: messenger RNA, 542 nt
Organism: Venturia canescens
Lineage: Eukaryota; Metazoa; Arthropoda; Insecta; Hymenoptera; Ichneumonidae
Product: cuticle protein 38-like
Exons: 1
Coding region: 100-441 (113 amino acids)
Source: RefSeq, a predicted model, not a curated record